CUGCUGCCCAAUAGGAGCCGUCCGAUCCCGCGCCUCAGGCGGGCAGCUCGAGCUCCUCGGGUAGUUACUGUUGGCCUCUGCCUCGGGCUGGUGUUUCUGAGGAAACGGCCGCUGCUGUGGCGUCUUUGCGAGUUCUUCCGCGUCCUUUCGGCCUCAGUAAUGGCUCAUGAAGCAAUGGAAUGUGAUCUUCAGGUGCAGUCAGAUCAUGCUGCAGAGCAGCCUGCUCCUGCUGAAGUGGUCAGCGGCCAAGGGGGACCACCCCUGCUCCAGCCCCCUCCUGAUGAAGUAGUCGGCAGCCAAGAGGGACCACCCCUGCUCCAGCCCCCUCCUGAUGAAGUAGUCAGCAGCCAAGGGGGACCGCCCCUGCCCCAGCCCCCUCCUGAUGAGGUAGUCAGCAGCCAAGGGGGACCACCCCUGCUCCAGCCUGCUCCACAGGUGUCCAUUGACCUGACAGGAGAAGUGGAACUCUCAGGAGAAGAGAAUGUGCAGAAUAUCAGUCCAGGAGCUUCAGAGGAGCAGAGGCAGGGAUCUGAUGCUAACCACACCGUGCGAGUAUCUUCGUUGGAUUCAAUGAACAGCUUUAUCAGUGGGCUGCAGAGACUUCAUGGCAUGCUAGAAUUCCUGAGACCACCUUCAGACCGCAAUGUGGGGCCAGUGAGAGUGAGGAGGAGGAGGAAUUCAGCUUCACGCAGGGCAAGAGCUGGAGGGUCUCAGAGGACAAACAGUGCCAGGUUGAGGGCACCGUUGGAUGCAUACUUUCAAGUGAGCAGGACGCAGCCUCAUUCUCCAACCACUUCUUAUGAUUCGGAGACUAGGAAUCCAGUCUCUGUAGACUUGCAGGGAUCAGGGAGUUCUGAUUCUGACAGUGACAGCUCCACAGAGUAUGAAGAGGGGGUUGUCCAGGCAGAGGAACCUAGAGCUGUUGUUUUAGAAGAGCAAUUAGGAGAUACCUCAGCAGAGCAAGAAGUUACAUGUAACAAUGGAGGAGAGACUCUCCCCAAACAGCAGUCUCCCAAGAAGUUUAACUCUCUUCUACCUUCUUCUACGGAGGAGGAAGAAGGGGACACUUGCACAAUAUGUUUGGAACAGUGGACCAAUGCUGGAGAUCACCGGCUCUCAGCAUUGCGCUGUGGGCACCUCUUUGGGUAUAAGUGCAUUUCUAAAUGGCUCAAAGGACAGACACGAAAAUGUCCCCAGUGCAACAAGAAAGCCAAGCACAGUGACAUCGUUGUCCUUUAUGCCCGAACCCUGAGAGCUUUGGAUACUAGUGAACAGGAGCUCAUGAAAAGUUCCUUACAGAAGGAGCAGAUGCUAAGGAAGCAAGCUGAGUUAGAAUCAGCACAGUGUCGGCUCCGACUUCAAGUACUCACUGAUGAAUGCACUAAGCUUCAUAGUCGUGUCCAGGACUUGCAAAAACUUGUUGUGCAGCAUCGGGAUCAGAUUUCACAGCAACCCAGGGGUUCCCAAGCACGUUUUCUAAGCUGCCUGCCCUCCAGCCAGAGCCAGCACAAGUACCAUUUCCAGAAGACCUUCACAGUGUCUCAAACAGGAAACUGCCGAAUCAUGACAUUCUGUGAUGCCCUGAGCAGCCUGGUGGUAUCACAGCCUUCUCCUCAGGCCUCCUUCCUUCCAGGCUUUGGUGUUAAGAUGUUGAGUACCGCCAACAUGAAAAGCAGUCAGUACAUUCCCAUGCAUGGCAAACAGAUACGUGGACUGGCUUUCAGCCGUCGAUCCAAAGGCUUACUUCUCUCUGCUUCCCUAGAUAACACUGUUAAAUUGACCAGCCUGGAGACAAAUACUGUGGUCCAGACUUACAAUGCUGGGCGUCCUGUCUGGAGCUGCUGCUGGUGUCUUGACGAAAACAAUUACAUCUAUGCUGGACUGGUCAACGGUUCAAUAAUGGUGUACGACCUUCGAAACACUAGCUGUCAUAUCCAGGAGUUAGUACCUCAGAAAGCUAGAUGCCCACUGGUGUCCCUGUCGUACAUACCCAGAGCUGCCUCAGCAACGUUUCCAUAUGGUGGAGUGUUGGCUGGAACCUUGGAGAACGCUUCUUUCUGGGAGCUGAAAAUGGGCUUUACUCAUUGGCCUCAUGUGCUGCCCAUGGAGCCUGGAGGCUGCAUAGACUUUCAGACAGAGAGCAGCACCCGGCACUGUCUUGUGACCUACAGGCCUGAUAAAAAUCACACCACCUUACGAAGUGUGCUGAUGGAAAUGUCCUAUAAGCUGGAUGACGCUGGAGAGCCAGUCUGCUCCUGCCAUCCUGUACAAACAUUUCUUGGGGGACCUACUUGCAAACUACUGACUAAAAGUGCCAUUUUCCAGAACCCAGAGAAUGAUGGCAGCAUCUUGGUGUGUACUGGGGAUGAAGCAUCAAAUUCUGCCCUGCUGUGGGAUGCUGGCAGUGGCUCAUUGCUGCAGGAUCUGCAGGCAGAUCAGCCUGUCUUGGACAUCUGCUCAUUUGGGGUGAACCAUAACAGCUACCUGGCUACUUUAACAGAGAAGAUGGUCCACAUCUAUAGGUGGGAGUGACCAUGGUCAUGAAACUUGCCAGGCAUGCUGCUGGCUAAUGUUAAAUGUUGUUUGCUAGCACCUAGCAGCCCUGAGCAAGAUCUGUGCUUAUUGUCUGUGGCCUAGAAUUUUUGGGAUCAUGAUUCCUUUGGGUUAGUAUGAUUCUAGGACUUCAGGUCACCAAAACACUACAGAUUGUGUAUUUACAGUGUCCAUCAAAAGAGUAAGUGACUAGUACUCCAUCAAAACUAUCCAUUUCUUGAGUUUAAAAGCCUUUAUGAAUCUUUGUUGAGUCUGUAUUUUUGAUCAGACUUUCUCCUGGACCUCGGAGAGGAUCCUCCCAGCGGUCAUUUAGGAUAUGACCGUGCACCAAGCAUUUCCAGAGGAGGUGACACCCCACCAGAGUGCUCUUGUCACUUGAGCUGUAUGACUUGGGAAUGUUUAUGACCCUGAGGGGACUAACCAUCUUUUUGCUGCUUAGAUGCAGCUUGGAUGCAGAAGUCUUCAACUGAACACAAGAGGGUACUGUAAAACCUUGCAAAGGAUUUGAUCUAUUUCUGACCUUGUGGGCUGAUAACCUUCUAGUAACUUGGUCUCAUCCCCACAGAAUUGUGUGGUAGAACACAUGUGGUCUCCUUUAUGGUAGGAACAGUUGUGUUCCAGGUGUGCAGUGCUGGGAUAUUGGCAAACCCAAUAAUGGAAGCAGGUGAUCAGCUAUAGACCCUUUCCUGAUGCCAAGUGCUUUGAGUUUAUCACAUUGUGAGUCAAGAAAAGAGACCAAUUGUUCGAGCAGUGGGGAAGACUCAUUUUUUUCUCUAGGCAGCUUAGGAUCUCAGGAUUGGUUUUAUGUAAGCCAGUGCUUUGAAGACCACUCUUUCCCUCUCACUAGGAAAAGAUGAGCUAUAUGUCAAGCUCUUACUCAAGUCUAUCCUAGCAUCAAGAAAUCAGGAGCAAGGGCUAACCAAGAGAGGCUUACAAAACUGCUUAGACUGCUGCUGAAAGCAAAAGGGCUUAUCUCUUCCAUUUUGAAAGAGUUUCUCUGAAUAAAGCCUACCCCUUGGAGGGAGGGGCCAUUCUUGAGCAUGUUUAGAAUUCCUGCAUUAAAGCUUCCCCUAUGUGAAACUGAUGUUUGAUUCCAAGGUCCUCUGAUUUGCCUCCCUACCUAACUUUUUCUUAAAGUAUUGUUAGUAAAAUAGUUAUUCUCAGGAAGACAGUGAUGGUUGGAAACCUGUGUGGAUUGUAGGGAGACAACCACCAGCUUUCGUUCCAGCCCUGGGUUGUCUAACACUGGGAGCUGUACUUUGCUCCAGUAUAGGGUUCAGUUUAUAUCUGUUUACUUUGCCAAAGGCUGCUCUGCUAUACUACUGUUCACAACAGUGUAUGCCUCAAGAUGUGCUCCCUGUUCUUGGAAGCAGGAUGGCUAACAGUGUGAUUUUCUUAAAUAAUCAUUGUAGAAACGUUAUUUUUUUUUAAACAGUUCUGACCUGUCAACUCCUGAGCUCUUUCCAGCAAUUCUCAUCGGCAAGGGCUUAUUGCAGUAGAUUUCUCAGAGUUUCAUGUUCUAGUUGUGCUUUUUAAAGAAUGGCCUCCUUCUAUUUAAGGACAUCUUUUAAAAAGCCAUUUUCCAGGGCCUGGGAAAGAGCCUUCUUUUCUUAGAAGAGGUAUUCCUUUUGAUACAUUGAUGAUUAAGAAUGACUGCCCAGACCUAGAGCUUCAGUGGCAGAAUGGGAUUUGUAUUAAAAAGCAGAACUUUCCUGGUUUUAGCUGAUGAUUACAGAGAGGAUGCAGUGGUCAGGUCCUGGUUGCCUUUGUCUUUUGCAGAGGCAGAACCCAGGGUAGGGCUAGGAUUUGACACUCAGCUGAUACUGAUUAAUUCCCCCAAACAUAGGAACCAAGGGACUAGUAGUACUACUAGGGAAGUUGGGUGAAUCUCAUGUCUUACCAAUCCUUUCAUUCCUCUAGUAAAUUUAGAUGUUUUAGAAACAAAUUAUUGUGACUGAUUUCUCCAAAGGAAAAAAAGCUUCACCCAUGCUCCACCUCCCCUCCACCUGGCAGGAGAUUGUAUCCGUAGACCCAUGUUCCCUCACCCCUGUCUCUGAGGUUGUUUUCCCAUUUGAAGAUUUGGAAUUAAGCAGACUCAAAAUACUUUCUUAUUGUAUGUAUCCUGGAACCAGCUUUGAAAACCAGACAAUGGGGUCUCUGUUAGUGCUGUUUGUUUUAAUGUUUGUGUUUUACAUUUUAAUGUUAAUAUGAAAAUAAAGAAUUUACCAUGUAUA
This is a messenger RNA of Vicugna pacos (alpaca), 4787 nucleotides long. RefSeq names its product ring finger and WD repeat domain 3 (gene RFWD3). The record is from RefSeq and is a predicted model, not a curated record. NCBI's taxonomy places the organism in Eukaryota, Metazoa, Chordata, Mammalia, Artiodactyla, Camelidae. Gene Ontology annotation, cellular component: nucleus. Gene Ontology annotation, molecular function: protein binding; ubiquitin-protein transferase activity. Gene Ontology annotation, biological process: interstrand cross-link repair; protein ubiquitination.